Trichoderma citrinoviride is the source of this 879-nucleotide messenger RNA. RefSeq lists its product as hypothetical. The record is from RefSeq and is a predicted model, not a curated record. The transcript has 4 exons. The coding region runs from base 1 to 879 and encodes 292 amino acids. NCBI's taxonomy places the organism in Eukaryota, Fungi, Ascomycota, Sordariomycetes, Hypocreales, Hypocreaceae.
AUGUACAUCCAUACAAUACGGACACAGCACGCGCCCCCUUUUUUGCAGAACUCAUCAGCUCCGUCGGAGAUGGACCAGAGCCAACAAGAGGCGUAUGACUUAACAGACAGACAGAGACCUCGAAUGAGCGCAGCGGCGUGGUUUCGCGGUCAAGCCUCCCGCGGCAGGCUAGCGGUUUUUGCUCUCAAGCAUAACGAACAAGAAACACCUCCCUUUCCACGACUCAGCAACGACUCACGUCCAAAAGAAGAACCAGAUGGACAAAGUACCGCUACACCAGGCCCACGUCACGCCACUCCGGCCUCGUAUUGGAAGAGCAGACGAGAAGGCACGCAAGACGACGAGAGACCAGACCAGGCAAGCCAAAAGACUGCAUCUGUCGCUUCGACCCCGUCGGCCUAUGACGACGAUUCCCUCUCCCCUGCUCGCCUUAUCCCGCCCAAGCCGCUCGCCAGAAAACACGAGAAAAAUGGUGGGAACCCUGUCUGGCGCAAGAGUAUCCAGUACAAGAUACGAUGCGGAAACUGGAGACGCUCACGGCCGAACGUACGCUUGGGGAGCGCUGCUGACACAAGUACUGAGUACCUACAUCAGCUGGCAUCUCCGCAGGCUAGCAGCACCGCCAUCGACCUGAACUUCUGGCAGCCCGGGCAGUUUGACCGAGGGCGAGGACGGGAGUACCUGCCUCGUCGACGCUGUUCCUACAAAGAACGGAGUAUGCCGUACGAGGUCCAGUGCAAAGUGCCAGAAAGAGCUGGCACCAGCUGUGAUGAUGGCGAGCAGGUACCCGUACCAGCUGAGCUCAACCUGCCCGAACAUCCAUGGAUCGUCUUGAACCCCAACUGCAACUUCUCCCGGGGAGCUGCUGGCGUUGUGUGA